UGCUACUCAGCGCUAGCGCGAGAGAAUCAGACUGCAGAACGCUUGAUUGAGUACCGGCUCUGAUGUCGGGGCUGUCCUAACAGCAAUCUGACUCCACCAACCCCGUUGAAAACAACCCUCAAGCGUCCCUCUCGAGUUUGCCGUGAUAGGGGAGGCCGAUUCCCUGCUGCCUGCACCCGAGCGCCUCGUACGCAUGAGAACGGCUACCCUCCUCCCAUCUCAGGGCCGGUGAUACACAACCUCCGCACGGAGGGUUCGAGCGACGGCCAACCACACUUCGUUCGCGCUUCUGUACUCCUGCAUGCUCCAUCCCUUCUAGUGACAAUGGAGGGGGAGCAAGGUGCGUGCCCUCUUACAAGUGAUGUAUGCUCAAGGUGCCGCAAACAGGGUCGUCACCCGUUCGUCGCCUACGAACAUGCGAUCCUUGUGCGGCCCGCGAUAGAGGCCUCGUUGGGGGCUGCCGUGACCAACGUGUACUUCACUUACAAGAAGGUAGAUUCGCUGACUUCGCUCUAUCACUUCCCCCUCCAUCUUCCCAUGGCGCAACCCUCGAUCCAUGAACAGAACAGCGUCCUCCAAUGUGGCGAGGCGUCGGCUUCUCGACGAGAUGACACGUUUUAUCUGGACGUCGUAACUUUCCGAGUAUCAGAUACCCUUUUCCGUGUCCCUCGCUAUGCUUUCGAGGGCGGUUCGGCCGUCUUCGCUUCCAUGUUCACCCUUCCUCCUGGCCAAGGACUGGAUACGGAGGGCUGCAGCGACGAGCACCCCGUGGUUCUGGAGGGUGCGACUGACGAAGAAUUCCGACAAUUCCUACGGAUACUGCUUCCUAGAAACGCCUUACGACCCGAUAACGACUUGACGCAGGAGCAAUGGACGGCUGUCCUCAAACUGGCGACCAUGUGGGACUUUGACGACGUCCGACAGCUUGCGGUUUUGAAGAUGGGGAAGAUGGACAUGACUCGCGACCAGCGCUUUCGGCUCGGGCGAGCCUACAGCGUAAGCAAGUGGUAUCACGGCGUUCUGAAAGAUAUCGUUCAGCGAGUCGAGGCUCUGACAAAGGAGGACGUCGAUCUGGUCGGCAUUGACAUCGCGCUUGGGAUCGCGUCGAAUAGGGAGCGGAUUGCGCCGAGUAUCUACGGUCAGUGGCUCUACGAGGAGAGGAGAAAGGUACCCUCGACAGUGUAUAAGGAAGGGCUUCCAUGUGCUGUUGAGCAGCUCGUUCGUGAUUUCUUCCCUUUGGACUAAACGAGCUUGUGUGAUGGAUGCUACGUGCAUAUUGAUGUCGUAUCAUAGCUCUCCUUUGUAUCAGUAUAACUUACACUAUGUAUUCCUGAGCAUGCAUGUUGGCAAUGACUUUGUGUAAUCCU
Messenger RNA from Schizophyllum commune H4-8, 1367 nucleotides. RefSeq lists its product as uncharacterized. The record is from RefSeq and is a predicted model, not a curated record. NCBI's taxonomy places the organism in Eukaryota, Fungi, Basidiomycota, Agaricomycetes, Agaricales, Schizophyllaceae. The transcript is spliced from 4 exons. Bases 325 to 1245 code for a protein of 306 amino acids.